Alnus glutinosa is the source of this 1621-nucleotide messenger RNA. Its product is annotated as putative methylesterase 11, chloroplastic. Lineage: Eukaryota; Viridiplantae; Streptophyta; Magnoliopsida; Fagales; Betulaceae. Gene Ontology annotation, molecular function: methyl jasmonate esterase activity; methyl indole-3-acetate esterase activity. The transcript is spliced from 5 exons. The coding region runs from base 186 to 1325 and encodes 379 amino acids. The record is from RefSeq and is a predicted model, not a curated record.
CGCCUCCUCUUCUCUGUCUCUGAAGUCUGAUACCCCGUCCCACUCCCAGGCCUACUCUGUUCAUGUGACCCCUGAGUUCAGUUCACCACCUUUUGCUCCCACCUGAAAAAGCUCUCUGUCCUCCAGUCCUGUGUGUGCCUGGGUGUGGGUGUGUGUGUGUUUCUGUUUUUCUACAUGCACCACCAAUGGGCAACUUCUGCGCCUGCCUCGCACCCAAGCCAGUGAACAAGAAGAAACCCACAAAGCGGCUAGCGAACCAACCGCCGGUCGCCUCCAACUCCAGCAACCGCUGGAGCCGAAUCCGAUCCUCGCGAAAAGAGAAAUUCGACGACGCUUUAAUUCAAGAACAAGCUCUCGCCGCCGCCACCAUCCUCUUACAGCAGCACAACGGUGCUCUGCCGUUCGAUCGGUCCUCUUCGCUUCGCUACCCGAACUCGGGGUCCAAGAAGAGCAACCAGCUGCCCCGGAGUUCGAGCUCAAGGGCCAGGUCACUCACAGACCCUUUGCUGCAGCCUCAGCAGCUUGUUAAUCAGGACAUAAGGCUUGAUGAUCUAGAAACCAACCGUUUUGUCCUUGUCCAUGGAGGUGGCUUUGGUGCUUGGUGUUGGUAUAAAACUAUAGCACUUCUAGAAGAAGGAGGUUUCAAAGUAUCUGCUAUAGACUUAACUGGUUCUGGGAUUCAUACGUUCGAUCCGAACAGCAUUACAAGUCUUUCGCAAUAUGUGAAGCCACUUACUGAUUUUCUUGAAAAACUUGCUGAGGGCGAGAAGGUCAUUUUGGUGGGACAUGAUUUUGGUGGUGCAUGUAUAUCAUAUGCAAUGGAGUCUUUUCCUUUAAAAAUUUCAAAGGCUGUUUUUAUUGCUGCGGCCAUGUUGACUAAUGGACAAAGUACUCUUGAUAUGUUUUCCAAACAGGCAGAUUCAAAUGAUCUAAUGCGACAGGCUCAGGUAUUUUUAUACGCAAAUGGGAAUGAUCACCCUCCAACUGCUAUUGAUUUAAAUAAAUCAUUGUUGAGGGAUUUGUUAUUCAACCAGAGUCCGGCCAAGGAUGUUGCUUUGGCAUCUGUUUCAAUGAGGCCAAUGCCCUUUGCACCAGUUUUAGAGAGACUAUCUCUUACUGACAUGAAAUAUGGAUCUGUACGGCGGUUUUAUAUAGAAACUCCAGAAGACAAUGCCACACCCAUCGCUCUCCAAGAGAGCAUGAUAAACACGAGCCCCCCAGAACGAGUCUUUCGGGUAAAAGGCGCUGAUCACUCACCGUUUUUCUCAAAGCCUCAAGCCCUACACAAAUUAUUGGUGGAGAUCUCAAAGAUCCCCUCAAGUUAAAACCAGUCUUGUAGCUAGAUGGUGUCUAGAGAUUUCUUCUGUUAAAGCUCCACUGACAUGAUAUAGGAAAACUACUGGAUUCAAUGAUGUAUGCAGUUGCAUUAUAACAGAGUUUCAAGUAAUCAUGUAUAUGCUCAUAACUUUGAAAAAAAUUCCAUGUAGUGCUUUUGUCAGAACGUAAAAUUAUUUUCACAUUUUUUUUUUCGGGUUUUCUUCGCAAUCAAGAGAUGUUUAUAUUUAUGCUACUGAAAAUUAUUCUGGGAAUAGCAACAGUUUGGGUGCAUUUUUGUGAUCUA